GAGCUACUUCCAUGUGGGCUUCCUGCUGUGGGCUGCUGAAUGAAGUCAUGGGGACGGGAGCUGUGCGUGGCCAGCAGGCUGGCUUUGGGGGAGGUGCCGGCCCCUUCAGAUUCACGCCAAAUACAGACUUCUCGGCGUAUCCAACUCCAGCUGCAGCGGGUGCUAACAUAGUUUGCAAAGCCUGUGGACUUUCCUUUUCAGUUUUUAGGAAAAAACACAUGUGUUGUGACUGCAAGAAGGAUUUUUGCUCCGUUUGUUCGGUCUUACAAGAGAAUCUCAGAAGAUGCUCCACUUGUCACUUGCUGCAAGAAACGGCCUUUCAGCGACCUCAGUUAAUGAGAUUGAAAGUAAAAGAUCUGCGCCAGUAUCUGAUUCUUAGAAACAUACCGACGGAUACUUGCAGAGAGAAAGAAGACUUGGUGGAUCUUGUGCUGUGCCAUCACGGGUUAGGGUCAGAGGACGACAUGGACGCUGGCAGCUUGCAUUCGUCACGGUCACAGACUUCGGGGUUUUUUACUCAUCCGUUUUCUAUGUCUGUAUCAAUGCCGUCUCAAGGAGAACUUGCAAACAGAAGGGGAAGCACAGGAAAUGGAACGCCUGCACGGGGACAGACGGAAACAUCUUCUAUAAAUGAAGAAGAAGAAAGUGCAGAAGAGCAGACCCCUGGGUUAUCCAGAAAGCGAGUGAGAGCAUCUUUGUCCGAUAUUUCAAGUCUGGAAGACAUUGAAGGAUUGAGCGUUCGGCAGCUGAAGGAGAUCCUUGCGUGUAAUUUUGUCAACUACUCAGGAUGCUGUGAAAAAUGGGAACUUGUGGAAAAAGUGAGCAGACUAUACCGAGAGAGUGAGGAAAACCACAAGACACAGGGCGAGAAGAUGCAGCUGAAUGACAACGACGACAACCUGUGUCGCAUCUGCAUGGACGCUGUCAUCGACUGUGUCCUGCUGGAGUGCGGCCACAUGGUCACCUGCACCAAGUGUGGCAAGAGGAUGAGCGAGUGCCCCAUCUGCCGCCAGUACGUCGUACGGGCCGUGCACGUCUUCAAGUCGUAAACUGAGACCGAAAGCGGAUUUCGAUCGUCGCCCUUCCAGGAUU
Apaloderma vittatum (bar-tailed trogon) is the source of this 1092-nucleotide messenger RNA. It is a transcript of the gene RNF34, whose product is annotated as ring finger protein 34, E3 ubiquitin protein ligase. The transcript is spliced from 5 exons. Gene Ontology annotation, biological process: proteasome-mediated ubiquitin-dependent protein catabolic process; protein K48-linked ubiquitination; negative regulation of extrinsic apoptotic signaling pathway via death domain receptors. Gene Ontology annotation, molecular function: ubiquitin protein ligase activity. Lineage: Eukaryota; Metazoa; Chordata; Aves; Trogoniformes; Trogonidae. The coding region runs from base 12 to 1049 and encodes 345 amino acids. The record is from RefSeq and is a predicted model, not a curated record. Gene Ontology annotation, cellular component: cytoplasm; plasma membrane.